This is a messenger RNA of Amoebophrya sp. A120, 9229 nucleotides long. The record is from the annotation of a GenBank genome assembly. NCBI's taxonomy places the organism in Eukaryota, Dinophyceae, Syndiniales, Amoebophryaceae.
UGGAAGGCGGUGGUGAACAUGAUCACAUCAAUGCCGCAAUCGCUUUUUCAUCUACAUCAUCUACUACAACUUCCGAACAGGGCAUAUCGGUUGCAGAAAAGACCGAAGUAGAGGCGCGGUCGCCGCCGCGAGCAGGACCACAUCUUCAAUCUGUGGAGCGACCCGAUGUAGGAGCUCAACACUAUACAAGGCUCCGGCGGGAAAAUUAUAAACCGGAAAACGCGCAGCGAGUCGACGGAUUUCACGUGCUGGACGAUGUGCCUCCUCCUCCAGCGAGUAACAAGUGGAAGAUGAAUGAACAACUCCAGGAAGACGGUGCCUUGCUGCCGCCUUCAAUACGACCGCAACACGCCGCGCCCGGUGGAGACGAGGAAGCGGCGAUUUUAGUGCAGAAGUCAGCGGGAAGGAUAAGGAAUGUCCUUUCGCCAUCGCCAGCAGUCGACUUCUUGAACCAGGUAGCGGCCAACAAGUACGCCACGACCAGGAGUACAACUGCUGGAACGACAACGAGGACGAAGGCACGCGUUAGCAUACAGAAGGGUGAAUUUGCAGUGAAUUUGUAUUGCGUGGCAUGAUGCAUGAAUUAUGAAUUAAGGGGCAUAUGAAGAACACGAGGAGGACACCAGGCAGUCAGCGUUCCGUGUAGUUGAAAGGCUAGCACUUGCCUGGUGCCAUUUGGAUGGUGACGCUCACUGUCAGAGCCUAAAGUAGAGACGCACGUCUUUGCUGCCUGGUGCGUUGCCAAGAAGCAAAGGCGGCCUGUGGCGAUCUCACAAUACAACACUGCCUCUGCGGAGUCCAUAGGGGGUCGAGAGGGAGGGGGCCGAAGCCUCAACAGGAGAGGGGCACUGGGUCAACAUCUAAAUGGGUAGCUCUCACGGGUUGCGGCUGGCUCGGCUUGGAUGUCCUCUGGAGGCAUGUUGCAAUGGAUGCUUGCAUCGCCUGCUUUGCUCUGUAGCUCGCAUCUCUCCAGUUGUGUUCCUGCCUCAUCUUGUUCGGGUCCUCUAGUCUUCUUCGACGUGAUCCCCAGGUCAGAAAUUCUCCUGGUGAAUUUUGAGGCUUUUUCUUUUUGUUAAACUUUUCUGGAGCUCCAAAACCCGGAGUUUCUCAUGCGCUAGCGAAUUUUGAGCAGGGACCGCAGGCCAAAAUUCACUCCCGCCCUUUUCAAAAUUCACCCCAAAAUUCACCGGGCGCCCCUUUUCGACCGUGAUAAGCAAAAUUCAGCGCAGAAAAGUGCUCAAGGAAGUCCGCAAAUAGGCCCUGGGAAGUGGGGCCGAGGGGAAAAGACAAGCGCCCUCUGCUGCCCUCAGCCCGUCUAUAUUCUGCCGAAAAGGCCGGGAGAGUUCACACGCCUGCCGGAUAGACGCGUCAAAGCUCCCGGCCUGGUCGUUUCACUCUUGCCUUCGCGCCUUCUUGCCUAAUUGCUUUUGCUUCGCAGCACUUUCUUUUUGGCGUCUUUGCCGCGGCUGCUGCAGUGCUCUUAUGCGAGCACAGGGAGACGAAUAGACAUGGCCAAAGAACGGCACCCAGGCCAUGUCUAGAAGCUGCCCGCCGCAUAAGCCUUGACUUCUGCGGUGUGCAGAACCCACUUCCCAGAAGGCCAAGAGGGACAAUGUCCCGGCGGACUCAUCUGCAAUUUGUCAUGCAAAAUUCACUACAAAUUCGCCACUUCUCAUGCUAACGGGUGUUAAAGCUCUAGACAAGCACGACACGACCAGGAGUACAACUGCUGGAACGACAACGAGGACGGAAGCACGCGCGCCUGCUGUUGUUGAUGUUUCGCAAGAUGAAGUUGUUGACCAGCAAGCCGAAGAAGAAAAAACGAUAGAGGGACCACGACCACGACCACGACCACGACCACGACCACGACCACAAGGAACAAUAGCUACGGCUGCAACAUUGUUGGAGAAGAUGAAAUUGAGGCGCAAUAGAAGAGGUACCAGCGGUGUAUUAGUACCUUCCACGCAGAAAAGUAAAAAUGGAAACUACAGGUCCUCCAGCACCUCCAUUGAAGAUUCUGAGGUUGCCCUUGCCUCUGCGGUAUCGAAUUCGCAGAGAAACAAGAGGAAAAGGAACAUCGAGGACCACAUGAGCAGCGGGUUUUCAAAACUCGCAGACCAUGAAAAAUUUGAGCCGAAGCUUGUGCUGGACCAGAAGCCACUCGCCGCCCUUUCGUUCGGCCGGCGGACCACCUCCGCGUCGAAAGUACAACAGGAGCAGCCGCUUUGCUCUGCUUUGCGCCCCACCACCUUCAUUCCGGUUCUCUCCGAGCACCGGGGACGGGCGUUUGGGAAAAUUACCAGCGCGGAGGCGAACGUGACAAGCACCGGCCGCGUGGUUGUCUUGGGCACCACGGCAGGAGGACACGACAUCAGCGGUGGUGCAGCGCCGGCUAACGGCGCCACGAUAAGUGAUAGUGGUGCAAGUAGUACUAAAGAUCACGAUGAGGCCGCAAGAACACAAGCGAGGACUUCUCUACAGCAGUUUCUGGACGGCUAUAAUGCCACAACCUCCAGUAUUUCUGUGCACUCUUGCCCCGACGGGAUGGACCCCUUCCGGGAACAGCUGCGCCAGCUGAAACAGCUGCACGAGCUCCGCAGCUCCUUGGAGCAGCCGACGGUGACAGAACGCAUCCAGGCCGAGACCGCCGUCGCGAGCUACCUGUUCGAAGAAAAGGCCCCGCUGGCGCUGGUGCCGCUGACCGCGACUAGUGGAAACAUUAAAAUGGGCCUCACAGGAAGUCGUGCAGCAGCUCUUGAGGACACAAGUGUCGGGGCGGGGGCAGCUACGAGCUUCUUGUCGACGUCUUCAAACGCGGCCGGAAGUGUUUACGAUCCCGCGGUCGUGGCGCAACCAGAUGAGAAGAUGAACAACAACGUGACAGCAGCAUCCGCCGCCGGCACAAUACCUCCUUCUAGCCGGGUCGUCCAAGUGACUGCGCAGUUGCCCCUCCGGUUGCUUAGCCAGCUCUUGAACAGCAGCAGCAGCAUCACCACCCGGAACAAUGAGACUGACAGCAAAAGUCCAUCCACGACUGCUCUGCCGGUGUUUUUUAACCGCCUGGUCACCGACACGGAGAUGCCCACGGGGGAGGAGGAGGACUUCGGCUUGCGUUUUUGGUGGAACAUGAGUACCCCACUCACCCCGAUCGGCUCCAUCGACUUGCGCAGUUUACGGGAAGUAGAAGUUCGUGAGCUGAUGAAAAACGAUACUGUAGAAGAAGUUGCAACCCAGAACACGACAACAAACUUGGCGGAAGUGGACGAAAAAGAUCUUUCCCCGGAUGAACAGAAUGAGCAAGACGAGGACGGAAACAAUAAACUAAUCUCCGUUUUUGCCGAGGUCCAGCUGAAUGAAGACGUUGACGAAAGUUGUGUGCCCGCCACCCGAGGCGGACCCGGCGAGGGGGGACAGGCACUGCAGGUGGAGGAAAGCCUGUUUCCGAAUUUGAUGAUGGCCGUGAACAUGCGCGACGCGGUAUCAUUUGUAAAAGCGUCCCCGCACGACCAGAGUCAAGAUGGGAAAUCCGCUAGACAAAUCAGCCAGCUUUGGUCGUUUGGCAUGACAAGUUUGUCCUCGUAGUGUAAUCCUCUUUAGGUAGUUCAGCAGGAUGACAGAUCUAGUAUAUCAUUCUGAUUAUAGCAUCACAAAUUCCAAAACACGGCCAGACAAUGCCUCCUAUGGCGCUCCGCAUGAGAAACUUUUUUUGCAUGCAGAUUUGCAUGACAGCGCUGGGGUGGGGACGUUUUUACUCAGAAUACGCGGUGGACUACGUGAGCAAAAUGAUGGCGGACGCGAUAUGGCGUUCUCAACUGUUACAUUCUCAACUGUUACAUGAAUUUGUCAUGCAAGACUGGCAAAAGUGAAAGGAGGAAGAUUGCGCCUUUUGCAUUACAAGUUUGGCGCAGAUUUAGAUGCUGUUUAGCACUUCCGACAUUUGUCAUGCGAAGCAGCUCGAUCAUCUGGCGGCUGAAGGCACUUUUGCAUGACAAAUCCAUGUAACAGUUGAGAAUGUAACGUUUGAGAGCGCCAUACGCGAAAAACGACUCCGCGCUGCUCGGUGUAGAAGUCGAGUAUCCUGAGUUUAAGACGUCCCCACCCCAGAGUUGAGUUCUUGGCGUGCAGAUUUGCAGUUACAGGAAGAUUUGUAAUGCGCAUCCCCAUGAUGAGUGGCAUUUCCAAUUGACUUUUGGAAUUUGUAGUGCUGUAUGUAAACAGGAUAAGCAGAUGGCUUUGCGGUGCGGCUGCACCUCCUAAACUGCACUACAAUACGGAGAGGGACCUGUCAUGCGUGACUCCUUAGAGUUCUGGAUUUGUCUUGCGCGAUCCACAUCUUGGCUCUGGGGUGGGGACUUUUUUGCACAGGAUAUUAUCGAGAGGAACGCUGUCAAUAUCUCCUGCACAGUCGAGGGGAGCAGUAGUGUUGGGCAGCAAGAAGAUGAAGCUGAAACGUCGCCCAACGCCGUGACAGGACGUCUGGACGACACCGGGGACGAUAGCGCUAGCAGUCAAACUGGUGAGAACAGCACGUACCUCGUGGAGCAUUUGCGAUCCAAGAUCCGACGUCUGCGCGACGAACCCCUGUGGCUGGAGGCUGCAAGGUCGAAACUGGGCACGCUGGUGCGGAAUGAAGGGUACCUGGACGAAGACACGAAGGAGGGACUUUAUAAUUUCCAGAUAGUCGUGCAAAAUGAAAAUACGAAUGAAAACACAAACUGCAGUGCGGCCAAUGAUGACGUUGACAAUCAUGUUGACGAGCAGGAAAAAAUGCACCGCGUCUGCCUUUUGCAGCUUCCCGUGCCCGUAUCAAUGCGAAAGGAUGAUAUCAUUACAGGCGAAAAUGAACUCCUUCUCCCCUUUGCCACCGCAGACUUUGUGAUUCCGUCCGUAGAACAAAACCAGGAGAACGAAACCAGCGGCAGCUCGCUGCUCUCCGCGUUCACUUCUGACGAUGAUGAAAAGCAGCCAAGAACUUCUGCUGCCAAAAACAGGACAUUUGUCGCGCACCUGGUCGCCACCGGGCACGGGUGGGAGAAUAUCACACAGAAAAAAGUCGGCAGGUCACAUUUGUAAUGCAAAACUAAAUACACAAAAAAAUCUGUAUUGCAUAUCCUAAACAGCAUGCUAUGGGGCCGCCCAUGACAGUUUUUUCUGUGUAUUUGAUUUUGCAUUACACGUAUGCCCUGCCUGCUUUUUUCUCUGGGAUAGAGAAGACCAGUCUGCAGUGCGGCGAGUACUGCAAAGUGCAGUACCGGUUCCGCUUCGAGCCCGUCGCUAUGCAUUUUCGCAAAAGUAUCGUACUACCACGUAGAAUACAUGGGAUGACAAUAGUACAUUUCGACGUCAGCAUGAGACACGAAAUCAUCUGUAAUGCGGAUUUGGCUCAAGUGCGCCGAGUAGAUUUGUAUGACUAUGCACGACUCCUGUGUUGAUUACUGCGAGUGCGAUGCUUUUACAUUUCAUACUAGUCGAGGGGGCGGUCGUACAAGACACAGAAACAAUUCCGCAGAAUGAAGAUCACAGGAACACUUCCUACACCGUCCGCCAGUGGCGCGAAGACUGCAAGUGGAACCCCAACGGCGCGACGCAGGGCGGGACCUGGUGGGAAAGCCGCAACGGUUGGUGCCCCGGCGCGGUGAGUAUCCUGAGUAAAAACGUACCCACACCAGAGUUGUAAUGCAAAUCUGCAUGCUGAAAAUGUUUCUCAUUUGGAGCUCCAUGAGAAGCAUUUUCUAGUCGUGUUUUGCAAUUUGUCAUGCUCCAAUCAGCAUGGUAUGAUAGAUCUCUGAUGCUGCUGAGCUAGCUCAAACAGCACUACACUACGAAUCCAAAUUUGUCAUGCAAAACAGCCAAAACUUGUGGAUAAUCCACAAGUUUUGGCUGUCUCCCCAGUUUUGGCUGUCUCCCCUAGACAAAUCCAGGAUUUGUCUAGCCGAUUCCCCAUCUUGACUCUGGUGUGGGUACGUUUUUACUCAGGAUAGUGAGUGUGGGGAGUUUUGUGGAUGUGUCGAAGAGUUUCGAUAUCGUGGCUCAGGAAGAUGUAUGAACUGCAAAAGUAUCGUACUCGUAUAAAUGCAUUACAAAUUUCCUCAGCAUGAGAAAUAAAUCUUGUAAUGCUGAUUUACCAAAGGAAAAUGCAUGAUUGCACUUACUACGAGUGCGAUACUUUUGCACAGAAUAAGACGAAGAAAACGCGGCGUCAUUGUCUGCAACCUUUUUCGGCGGCGAAGAACAAGAUAAAAGUAGCCGGUUAUUUCGGCUAUCGUAAGGAAAAUCCACCCCCCUCCCCUUAUCGAAAAGAAAAUUUGCGAUGCUGAUUUGUGACCACAAAUCAGCUUCGUCUUGCGUACAAGGCAAACGGCACCGGUGUGGCGCAUGGUGCAGCGAGUCUGUCAUGCGUUUUCGCCUUUUCUAGAGUUGUUUCUCAUGCUCACAGCUGCUAGCCGGAUGCGUAGUACCCAAAUGGGCUUAGAAUAUUAUGCCGACAGGCUCUUGCUGCAAUACAAAGUUCAUCUGUGUACACAAAUCCAGCGACACAAAUUGUCUAUGUCUUUUGAUGAAUAUGGGGCGGGGGCUUCUUUCACUUUGAUAUCGGCUGUAUCUCUACGCCACCGUCUGGAACAACGACACGCAGGCGUUUGAGCCCUUUGUCGACUACGGAGGUUUUCUCGAUGAGCAGCGCAGUACCCUGCACCUGCAGCUGAACCUCAUGGUCUACGACCAACCCUGCCAGGUCCCGGAACAGCUGCGGCUGCCGUACGAGUGGCAUAAAAACGAGGGUGAUUUAAGGCACCUUGACGGAGCAGCUGCGCCACUAGGUGGAGGCACUGCUACUGCGGAAGAAACGAGCGACUACGUGGAAGAUAGUGAUGACGGACUCGAAAAUCCAAACGUCCCAGACACCAGCCAAGAAUCUGCACUCGACCAGCAGUAUGGAUUGCAAAUAUGUCUGGGUCUGGAAACUUGUAAUGCUAAAAGUGAAUAAUAGACGCGCCGCACUACGCAGCUAUGCAUGACAAAUUUUGUGGCUGCCAUGUCUUAAGUACGUAUUCCGCAUGGCAAACUGCCUUUUCGCAUGACAGUUAAGGGGGCUCUUUCGUACCUAUGCAACACAGAUUCUCGACUCAUGCCAGACAAGCAUGACAAACUUGCAUUCUUCCAGACCCAGACACUUUUGCAUUUGAUAAGCAGAUUAAGGAGGCGCGGAGAGUUGCCGAGUGGCUCACGAGUGAAGAUGGUGCUUCGAAUUAUAGCUCCGAUGGUCCUGCAGCUGCAUCAGAAGAUGCAAAUACGCCACGCAGUCUACUUGCACAAGAUACCUCUGGCCUGGUCCGGUUUCCGGAACAAUCUAGUACAACUAGUUCAGUUGUGCCGUCGCGCUCGCAGCUACAGUCGUUUUCCAAUGGAAAGAAAAAUUCGACUUUUGAUGUCGUGGAAACACCGCAAGGGAACGACGAGCUUUUACAUAUUCCUGCAGAUAUGCAUUGCAAAUAUGUCUGGUCAUCUGGAAGAAUGCAAAGUUUGUCAUGCUCGGCCAGCAUGAUUCUCAAGUCUGUCAUGCACGUUACUUAUAGUAAAAGCAUCCUUCACAGUUUUCUGUCACACAGAAACGCAGUUUGCCAUGCAGAACAGCAGGCAACACCUAGCAGCUGAGAAACUUGUCAUGCGUGGCCGCCAGUUGAGACCAGACGUCGUCUUCAUGAUUCUCCAGCCAGCAUCACAGACAAGUGUCCAGACCGAGGCAUAUUUGCAAGGCAUACCAGAAGUGCUCGAACAACACGAGGAUCGUCGUUCUCCUUUCGGGGAUCAUAUCAACUGCAAAAAAUAUCCCUGGAUGUUGUCUGGAAGGUUGAAACUUGUGAUGCUGUCUUUGGAUUUCAAAGAAAUCUGUAUUGCAUGACGACCAGCAAGAGGUCGAGGAGUCCCGUCUGUGCUACGCGGCGAGGGCAUUUCUCAUGAUGCGGAAUUGGCAUCAGGAAGCCCGCUAAACAUCUGUGAUGCUAGGUCAUGCAUUACAGACGAGACGUCAUGGGUCGUCAUGCAAAACAUGCAUGACAUUGUCAGGUUUGUCAGACAAACCUGGCAAUGAUCUUCCAGACCCCGACACAUUUUUUGUACUUGAUAGCGGCCGCUUCCACCGCAACGUCGUGGCACCUUCUGCCCGACAACUACUUCCGUACUAGUGUCUCUGACCCCGCCGCCGUUCGGUCGGGCGAUGUUGAGGGUGACAAAAAUCCUUGGCGUCGUGAAGAAGAUGAGACAACAAGAAGUGCGGCGGCGCUCUAUUACAAUGAAAAAUGCCCCCACCCCAGGAUUUGCAAAAGUUUCUGAUGCAAAGUUUCCAAAAGAAAACAACUUUUUAUCUUGCAUGGAAGGACUGCGAGUCUUUCUGAUGCAGAAUCUAGGCGCGCAAGGUAUCUUUUGCAUCUUUGCAUAAGGGAUCCGGCUGGUGCUGCUGGGCUCUUUGCAAUACAAAUUUGAGCUAUUCAGCAUGGAAAAUUUGUGAUGCUGAUAUUAUAUGCAGACCAAGACGUGGCGGAAUGUUGUUUCUAUUGGAAAGGUUUGCAAUGCAAAUGCCGCCAAGUAGUUGGUUCUGGGGUGGGGGUAUUUUUCAUUUCAAUACGCUCUACCAGAACGGAACGCAAAGCGGCAGUGGUGUCGACCAGUCGAUCCUUUUCUCGGAGAACUGGGACUUUGGCGCGGCGGCUGAGCGGGAAUACCAGAGGUUCCAGCUCGCGCGCGAACUGGGGAGUGCGAAUGUCGUAAAAUCCGUGCUGUUGUUCAACGAAACCCCGAAAGCUGGACGAGUGACGUUCGAAAAUCGGCAGGAGCUGUUCGGCGCGGAGGUGCUGGAGAAAGGGGGGUUUGAUCAAAUCGUCUUGCACUUCCAACUGCUCGGACCCGGUGGCAAUUUGACGAUCGAUCCCUGGGACCGGCUGGGAUCUUUCGGCAUGGUGUUGGAGUCGAACUAGGUACGACCAUGGAAAUAAGUAACGUAGCUCCGCAUUUUUGAAGAUUUAUUUUUCUUGAUAAAAUUGCCUUGCGGAGUCUCGUCUGCCAAGCGAUGGAUCUACAGCUCUCAUGCUGCAACUACACCUUAAGGUCAAAAAGAAAUAAAUCAACGUACCGCUCGGAGCAUUGACAAAUGAACGUACUUUCUGUUCCUGUAUGGUCACAAUGUUUUAUUUGAAGUAUUGAUACAAAUACUUCUUCAGUGAUUUCACCUUCA